AUGGAUUCCUCAGCUUCUCUGGUAACACUAAAGUGUUCAUCUUCUCGCAGAGCUCCUUCGCUUUCUCCACCAACAUCGUCACUUCGAUUGUUGUCGUGGUCGUCUUCUUCUUCUCUUCUUGAACCUUCAGACUUCCCUGAACUCUGUCACGGGUCGGUAUCUCCGUUCUACCCCCUCGCUCCCGUUGCCUCCUCCGGCGUUCCCUUCUCCUGGGAGAAGAUCCCGGGAAUCCCCAAGAACCAAUUGUCCUGGAGGACGGCGCAAUCUCCAUCCACCAGCCCCCUCCUUCCCUUACCUCCUGCCGCCGUUGCCUCUGCUGCUUCUUCUCUGUCCUCCAAGAAACACCGGCUCAGCAGAACGGCCUCCGCCGCUAGAAGCAGCAAGAGAGACCCUUUUGUUUCGGCGAUCGUCAAGUGCUCGAAGGACGACGGCCGAGAAAUGACUGGGAAUCACCGGGUUGUGGCCAGGGUCUCGAGGAGGAUAAGCAAUGGCUUGGGGUUUGUUAACCUCGCAUCUUGCAAGCAAACCUGCGCGGUUUCACACUCCGUGGUCUACGUCACGGGAUCGAACAGAGCAUCCUCCGAUCUAUUUUGCCGCAGAAUCGGUCAAGCAUGA
Rhodamnia argentea is the source of this 615-nucleotide messenger RNA. RefSeq lists its product as uncharacterized. Lineage: Eukaryota; Viridiplantae; Streptophyta; Magnoliopsida; Myrtales; Myrtaceae. Bases 1 to 615 code for a protein of 204 amino acids. The transcript has a single exon. The record is from RefSeq and is a predicted model, not a curated record.